Scophthalmus maximus (turbot) is the source of this 5419-nucleotide messenger RNA. RefSeq names its product zinc finger protein 407 (gene znf407). Gene Ontology annotation, cellular component: nucleus. Gene Ontology annotation, molecular function: zinc ion binding; RNA polymerase II transcription regulatory region sequence-specific DNA binding; DNA-binding transcription factor activity, RNA polymerase II-specific. Lineage: Eukaryota; Metazoa; Chordata; Actinopteri; Pleuronectiformes; Scophthalmidae. Gene Ontology annotation, biological process: regulation of transcription by RNA polymerase II. Bases 188 to 4612 code for a protein of 1474 amino acids. The record is from RefSeq and is a predicted model, not a curated record. The transcript has 10 exons.
GAAAAAGAAGAAAGCCGCGGACAGGAAGCGCAACCCUCUCGCGUGACGCAUGGCUCGAGCUACGGUACGCCAUUUGUGUCUAGCAGGAAAAGGCGCGGAGAGUGAAAAUAGUCGCACAACAAGCGGAAUCUGGCAUUGAUGACAGCAAUUAUCUUUACUGUUAGAUUAAAUCAUAGCAGGGAAAGAUAUGGUUAAAACAUUGACAUCAGGAAAGGACUCUGAAAGUGACACCAGUGGGAAAGUGCAGCCAGAUGAUGUGGAAAUGGAGGAGAGUAAAAGACACCCUUCACCCAGUAGGACUGCUGAGCCCGAUGAGGCAGAUGAGGAACUUGCGGCGAAGUCACAGCCAGACUCUCCUGAAUCUGAGGACGAGGAUAACCUCUGCUCAGUUUGUGGCUUCUCGGCCAAAUGUCCACGGUCGCUGAAGAUUCACUACGCACGGAAGCACGGCAAGAAGUCCAAGAGCAGGGACAAAUCCGCCAAACCAGCUGCGAAAAGUGAAGAUGUCUGUGAUGUCAGUCCAGCUGAGAACCAACAGGAGGCAGGCAUGGAGACUGAAAGUGGUGCUGAGGUUGAUCAGUACCAGAAGUCUGACCCUUCGGAGCUGAAGUCAGCGGCCAACGACAGUGGCAUGAAAUCAAAGAGUAUAACUAAAAAGAGAAGUGUAUCAGAUAAACAGCAGGCAGAUCAAGAGCUGAGCCCUACCCGAGGAAGGAGAGUAAGCAAGCGAACCCCCAAACCUAAGAUGAUCUACUCUUGCAACUACUGUGGGCACGAAUUUAGGGACAAACCUCCUCUAGAUGUUCAUAUCCAGAGAUACCACGCCAAAGACACACCAUUCACAUUUGAUGCCGAUGAGAAGAUGGAUGACGAAGAGGAAGCUGAGGAUUCUGGCAGCCCCGAGAAGGCGACUGUGACACGAGUGGCGCACAGCAGCUUCCAUCUCAAGUGUGCACACUGUCACUUUAGCGUCAGUACCCUUGCGCUGCUUGAGAGCCACGCUCGCGUCCGACACCUGGACCAGGAGUGGUACCGCUGCAAGUUGUGUAAUUUUUUUUCGGCCACACCAGAGUGGAUGGAAAUUCACCUGUCCUCAGAUAGUCACAUGCAGCAGCACGCAGUGAAGACCAGUGCAGAAUCUUCCUCAUUCGAUGUCUACGUUGAGUGUGUAAGCGGAGAGUCUGUGGGAGAUGGCGAAAGUAUAGACGAUGGGGCUCAAGAUGGUGGAGAAGGGGCAGCUACUUUGACAGAAGGAGACCAGGAAACUGAAGAGGCAGUGGAGGCUGCUAAAGCUGUGUUGGUGGAGGUGGAUGAUUCAGAGCUCGAACCCCCCAGAAAAAAACGAGGAAGACCAAAGCAAGGGUCCUCGACCACUUGCGGUUACUGUGGACUGGUAGUCUCCAACGCUACCAACCUCAGUGUUCACGUUCGCCGUAAACACAGCAAGGACUACGGAUACAACUGCACUCUGUGCAACUACAGCUGCGUGACCAAAGGAGACAUGGAUCGUCACUUUAUCACGAAGAAGCAUGUUAAACGUGCACAAGAAUGCGCAAAUAAGAAUCCGGUCAACAAUCACACGAGCGAGGUACCGCAAGAAUCUAUAAGUACACAAGCACAGGAACCAAACUCGGCCUCACACACCACUAAGAAAGAGCCAGAAUCUGACGUCGGAGAAGAGCCAACUCAGUCAGACACAAGCCAGGAAAAAGGUAAAUACGACUCUGUAAAUGCUUGCAACCACUGCAAUUUUGUUGCUCAAUCAGUGCCUUCGCUCCAUCUCCACACCAAGCGAAAGCACACCAAAGAUUUUGAGUACGUCUGUCUAGCUUGUAGUUACCAUGCCGUAACAAGCAGGGAAAUGUCUCGCCACGCGAACACCGAGAAGCACAAACAGAAAAGCCAAAGAUACCUGGAGCAAAUCGGGGGUGAGGGACGAAGAGCGUUGGCACUCCCAAUGGAGAUGAAGGAGGCCAAUGAGCUUUCCGGGGCAAACUCUGACCCUGGAUGUGACACUCCUUGCCCCACUGAAGAGUCUGAACCUUGCUCCGAUGACAGUCAAGCUACAGAAAGUCAGAAUACAGCCACGCCCACCGCAGGACCUGUCGAGGCUGGGGUUGGUGUCGGUGGCAGUGCAGAUGAGAAGCAAGCAGUGAUUGCUACAUCUUCCACUGGCGUGGAAUUAGAUCCAACCAACCAGACUGUCACACUCACGGCACCGUCUGAGCCCCAGCCAGAUUCAGCAAACGAGUCUGCACGGCAAGAGGGCCAGGAGGAAGAGGGUGACGAAUCAGACAAUGAACAUUUGAAUGCUGAUGUGACGAUUGUAGAUGCAAAAAGCAGCAGCUCGAAUUCAGAUGUACAAAGGUUCAAAGCCGUUCCCUUUGAUUCCUGCAUUAUAUCCAUGAAGGCCCUUACUGAGCAGGAGCAGGCACUGGAGGAAGGUCUGGCCCUGGAAGGUGAGGCCGCUGUGAUGUGUCUGACGGGCCUCCCCCCCACAUCUACAUACGCUAAGAAGCUCAAACCCAAGGAAGUGAAGGCAAGGCAGGAAGUCAAAGGAAGCAGCUCUCGCAUACGCUGCGAGGACUGUGGCUUCAUGGCCGACGGCAUGAGCGGCCUCAACGUCCACAUCUCAAUGAAGCAUCCGACCAAGGAGAAGCAUUUCCACUGCUUGGUGUGUGGCAAGUCGUUCUACACGGAGAGCAACCUGCACCAGCACCUGACCAGCGCUGCCCACCUCCGCAACGAGCAGAACAGCGUGGAGGAGCUGCCUGAAGGGGGGGAGAGCUUCAAGUGCGCGAAAUGCACCGAGCGCUUCGUGUCGGAGCAAGAUCUGUUUGUCCACAUUAAGGAGAAACACGAGGAGCUGCUCAGGGAGGUCAACAAGUACGUGCUGGAGGACACGGAGCAGAUCAACCGAGAGCGCGAGGAGAACCAGGGCAGUGUGUGCAAAUACUGUGGCAAGGUGUGCAAGAGCAGCAACUCCAUGGCCUUCCUGGCACACAUUCGUACUCACACCGGAUCGAAGCCCUUCAUAUGCAAGAUCUGCAACUUUGCAACCGCUCAGCUGGGAGACGCCAGGAACCACGUGAAGAGACACCUCGGCAUGAGAGAGUACAAAUGUGACAUCUGUGGAUGGGCCUUCGUAAUGAAGAAGCACCUCAGCACCCACCUGCUGGGAAAACAUGGAGUCGGGCAGCGUAAAGAGAGGAAGUUUGAAUGCAAGUUGUGCGAUCGCUCCUUCAGUGAAAAAUGGGCCCUGAACAACCACAUGAAACUGCACAGUGGGGAGAAACCAUUUAAGUGCGCCUGGCCGUCCUGCCACUACUCCUUCCUCAACCUGUCGGCCAUGAAGGACCACUACAGGACACACACCGGAGAGAAGUCUUAUCUGUGCGACCUGUGCGGUUUCGCCGGGGGCACGAGACACGCCCUCACCAAACACAGACGCCAGCACACGGGAGAGAGGCCCUUCAAGUGCAAGCUCUGCAACUUCGCCUCCACCACGCAGUCGCACCUGUCGCGGCACAAACGCGUUCACACCGGGGAGAAACCAUACCGCUGCCCCUGGUGCGACUACAGAUCUAACUGCGCUGAGAAUAUCCGCAAGCACAUUCUGCAUACGGGGAAACACGAGGGUGUGAAGAUGUACAACUGUCCCAAAUGCACCCACGGCACCAACUCCCCCAUGGAGUUCCGCAACCACCUGAAGGAGAAUCACCCUGACAUCGAGAACCCGGACCUCGCCUACCUACAUGCAGGUAUCGUGUGCAAGUCCUUCGAGUGUCGGCUGAAGGGCCAGGGGGCUACGUUCGUGGAGACCAUGGACUCCCCCGUGCACAGGAAGGGCACGUCGGAGGAGUUCGAACACGACGAACAAGUCCAGCAGGUCAUCAUCAUCCAGGGCUACGGCGGCGGCGAGGUGUCCAUCGACCAGGCCCUGGAGGAGUCGGCCGCCGCCACCCUGCAGACGCUGGCCAUGGCUGGCCAGGUGGCAGAGGUGCUGCACAUCACCGAGGACGGACAAGUCAUCGCCUCUGGGAGGGAGGUGGCAUCUGGCGGGGCCCACCUGGCCGGAGACAGCACCCAGUUCGUGGUGCUGGAGUCGGGGGAGGCCAGGGAGGAGCUGGGCGCCGUCGGCAGAGUUGCAACCGCGGGAAAAGGCCACAGCGUUUCCGAGUCGUCCACGGCCCUGGACGCGCUGCUCAGCGCCGUCAGCGAAAUGGGCCAUCAGGAGGAAACGCAAGGGGAGGCGACCGUCAUCCACGAGGUCCUGACCCCUGAGAUGGCCGAGGCGGCGCAGAGCGAGGUGCGGGCGAAACAGGAGCAGGAGAACGUGCGGGUCAUCCGGGAGGCCGACCGGGAGGGGAUGCAGGAGGUGCUGCAGCUCGCCGCGUCGCAGAUGAUGAAGGAAGGUGUGACCCAGGUCAUCGUCAACGACGAAGGCACCCACUACAUCGUGACGGAGCUGGACAAUUGCACCUUGCAGGUGGAGGAGGGCGUGUACGGGGAGGCGGGGGAAGGGGAGGUGCAGCAGGCGGAGCAGCAGGCCGCGGAAGAGAUGGUGGUGUAUUUGGACGGAGCGCCUCAUAAUUUGGUCCUGGAAGGAUAGAAGAGAGAGACAUCGGGUGAUGAAGGUAAAGAUUUCUCGUUUCACUUCGGUUUAAUCCUGAUGAAGUCUGCAUUAGGAAAUCAGACUCUACACUCUUCCUCUUCCCUUGUUCCCUUUGAUUUCAUUUUCUCCAUGACCUCUGUUGUCUGUUGUCUUACUGUCCUCUGUCGGGCUUAACUCAGGUUAAACAUCCUUCAUUCAGCGGGACAGUGAAGGAAAGAGGCAUCGGUGCUAAUCACAAACACCAACACUGUAUUAACAACUCUUUUAAUCCCGUGAAAAGGAAAUGAAUGUAUUUCCUCAUUAAAUAUUUUUUUAAGAUCACAUCUAACAUUCUGAGAUUGAAAUGGCUCACUGCGAAGGAGAAUGUGUAUUUUGUUCCAUAGAGGUAGAGUUUUCCUCGGGAUGCGUAUGUAUUUCAUCAUCUUAUGUUCCGUGUUGUUGCGAUAUUGUUUGGUUCAUUCAUUUGUCCAUUUUUCUUUCAUCCUUUGUAGCAAUUAGUUUAAAGGGGCAGUAAGCGUUUCUAAAGCCACAGACCGCACCACACAACACCCCGAGCGCAGUUUGUAGACGUCACUCGUCGACACGUUAAGAGACGUGAUGGUGGGCGGCGCUGCAACGCCGUGGUUUUGGCCUAGUGGUUUAGGAGUCGGACUCCCACACCCACGACCCGGGAGCAGGAAAAUCACAACAACAACAAAGAGAGAAAUAUUCUGUCUCCAGAAUCGCUUACUGCCCCUUUAAUGUCAGUGACAAACCAAUAAACUUUUGGAUUUUGAAAACAGAUCUAAUGGAUGUCUUAUGCUA